This is a messenger RNA of Camarhynchus parvulus, 1359 nucleotides long. It is a transcript of the gene RGS19, whose product is annotated as regulator of G protein signaling 19. NCBI's taxonomy places the organism in Eukaryota, Metazoa, Chordata, Aves, Passeriformes, Thraupidae. The record is from RefSeq and is a predicted model, not a curated record.
AUGUCCCAAUGCAUUUCCUCUUCUACUUUCCUUCUCACUUCCUUUUCUUGCACUUCUGCCUGCUGCCCUGUCCUUGCUUGCCACCUGCCCAGGGCUUUCCCCAGACAGAGCUGCCCCCGGAGCCGCUCCAGGCCGGGGGUUCUGGGCAGUAACAUGGUCCCACUCCUCUCCCUCCCCACAGGCUCCAGCCAGGAGGCGGCAGGGACAGUAGCCAGGGGGUCUCAGAGCUCACCCGCGGGCUGGGAGGAGCGGAGAGCGGCAGAACAGCCCCUGAAACACGACCCAACGCCGUCCACCGUGUAUGAGGCUGGGACACAGUACGCAGGACCCGCGUCCACAGAGUCACUCCUUCCGAUGUCCCGGCAUGAGACCUCUCCGACCACGGUGCAACCCGCCAGCAACCACCGCCCCAACGCCUGCUGCUUCUGCUGGUGCUGCUGCUGCAGCUGCUCCUGGAACGAGGACCGAGAGCGAGCAUGGAGGGCAUCCCGCGAGACCAAACUGGAGAACAUCCCAAACUGUGAAGCGUGUGCCAAACCCACGCCGGAGGAGGUGCAGGGCUGGGCACAGUCCUUUGACAAGCUGAUGAAGAGCCCGGCGGGGCGCAACGUCUUCCGGGAGUUUUUGCGGACUGAGUACAGCGAGGAGAACAUGCUCUUCUGGCUGGCAUGUGAGGAGCUCAAAACCGAGUGCAACAAGCACACCAUAGACGAGAAGGCCAGGAUGAUCUACGAGGAUUACAUCUCCAUCCUCUCUCCCAAGGAGGUGAGCCUGGACUCGCGGGUGAGGGAGGUCAUCAACCGGAAGAUGCAGGAGCCGUCCUCGCACACCUUUGACGAUGCACAGCUCCAGAUCUACACGCUGAUGCACAGAGACUCCUAUCCCCGCUUCCUGAACUCUGCCAUUUACAAAUCGCUGCUCCAGACCAUCUCCCACUCCUCCUCAGAGUCCUAAGGGCACCCACUAGCCGUGGGGACACCAGUGGGGACAUGGUGGCCAGGGGCGGUCGGUGCCUCCUCCCCUCUGCCGCCCUCCUUGCCAGACCUCACCAAGUUUUUAGCUUUUUACGUAUGAACUGUCACCCCGGUGUCUGGGCCACACUCCAGGACUGUCCCCAGGACACAGCCUGGGCCAGUUCAUACUACUGAUUCUCUGCCCUGUCCCCAGUGCUGGCCAGAGCGAGCUGGGGGAGCACAGGACAGUGCCCAGGGCCUGGCUCCCCCCAUACCCUGUUUGGAAGAGGUCACUUUAUCCCAUCUCCACACCUGGGGACAUGGCACGUCCCCAUUUGCCACCUGAGACCCAGUUGGGGACUGGGUUGGGGGUUUUUUGAGGCGGGGGGUUGACUGUUGUUGGUUU